Molecule: messenger RNA, 2697 nt
Organism: Chironomus riparius
Lineage: Eukaryota; Metazoa; Arthropoda; Insecta; Diptera; Chironomidae
Source: the annotation of a GenBank genome assembly
ACACGAAUACCAACACAACCAAAGCAAACAAAAAAUAUUGUAAUUUUUCAAAAAAUCACUUUAAUCAAGCAUAUUUAAGCCUUUUAAAAAUAUAUAAAUCGCACUUAGAGGACAAUGUCGAAGAGGAGAAUUGAAGUAAUGGAUCCUUUUAUCAAGAAGAGACGCGAGGAAAAAGGCAUUCCUUUAAAUUUGCCAAAUACAGCACCGACGGCAGCAGCUGGAUCAGUUAAUCCAUUAAAUGGAGCUUUAUACUCAGCAAAUUAUCAAGCAUUAUUGAAAAAGAGAGUUUUACUGCCAGUUUUUGAUUACAGAACUGAUUUUAUGCGACUUUUAGCUGAACAUCAAUGCAUUGUGCUUGUCGGUGAAACUGGAAGUGGAAAAACUACACAAAUUCCACAAUGGGCUGUCGAUUAUGCAAGAAGUUUAAGUGCUAAAGGUGUUGCAUGUACUCAACCAAGACGAGUAGCUGCAAUGUCAGUCGCUCAGAGAGUUUCUGAAGAAAUGGAUGUUCUACUUGGUCAGGAAGUUGGUUACUCAAUUCGUUUCGAGGAUUGUUCAUCACCAAAAACUGUUUUAAAAUACUUGACAGACGGUAUGUUAUUAAGAGAAGCUAUGUCUGAUCCAAUGCUAGAAAAUUAUCAAGUUAUAUUGUUGGACGAAGCUCACGAAAGAACAUUAGCCACAGAUUUAUUAAUGGGUGUCCUUAAAGAAGUUAUUAAGCAACGAAAUGAUUUGAAAUUAGUUAUUAUGUCUGCUACUUUGGAUGCUGGUAAAUUCCAAAACUAUUUUGAUAAUGCGCCACUAAUGAAUGUUCCUGGCCGAACACAUCCUGUUGAAAUCUUCUACACACCAGAGCCUGAACGGGAUUAUUUAGAAGCUGCAAUUAGAACUGUCAUUCAAAUUCACAUGUGCGAGGAGAUUGAAGGUGACGUGCUUAUGUUUUUAACUGGUCAGGAAGAAAUUGAGGAAGCUUGUAAACGAGUUAAGCGGGAAAUUGACAAUUUAGGACCAGAUGUUGGUGAACUCAAAUGUAUUCCACUAUAUUCAACAUUGCCACCAGCAGCUCAACAAAAGAUUUUCGAGCCAGCUCCGCCAAGACGUGCCAAUGGCGCAAUUGGAAGGAAAGUCGUUAUCAGUACAAAUAUCGCAGAAACAUCCUUGACUAUUGACGGUGUUGUCUUUGUGAUUGAUCCUGGAUUUGCUAAGCAGAAAGUCUAUAAUCCUCGCAUUCGUGUCGAAAGUUUAUUGGUAUCUCCAAUUAGUAAAGCUUCAGCGCAACAAAGAGCUGGACGUGCUGGAAGAACCAGACCUGGAAAAUGCUUCCGUUUAUACACUGAAAAAGCUUACAAAGAGGAAAUGCAGGACAAUACUUAUCCAGAAAUUUUAAGAUCCAAUUUGGGAACUGUCGUUCUACAAUUGAAGAAACUGGGAAUUGAUGAUUUGGUACAUUUCGAUUUUAUGGACCCUCCAGCACCGGAAACACUGAUGCGUGCUUUAGAAUUAUUGAACUACUUGGCAGCACUAGAUGAUGAUGGAAACUUAACAGAUUUAGGCUCAGUUAUGUCAGAAUUCCCAUUAGAUCCACAACUAGCUAAAAUGUUGAUCGCAUCAUGCUCACACAACUGCUCUAAUGAAAUCCUCUCAAUCACUGCUAUGUUAUCUGGUGAGACUUUAGUCUUAAUUUUAUUAUUUAAGUAUCUUUAUCAAAUCAAAAAUUAUUUUCGAUACAUAAUCAAUGGCCUAUACCUGAAACCUAUAACCAUAUAUUUUUUCGAUCUCAUUGUUGACAAUUUUCUUGGCAAUUUUUAUUGAUUUACGGACGUGUGAAUGGGCUUUUCUGGAAUUUUUUAAUAUGAAUUCUGAUCCCCAUUCAAAAAAUUGCACAUUUGCUGCGUCCAUUUUUUCUGUUCUUUAACAUUUAAAGUGCCCCAGGCUUUUGUUAGACCCAAUGAAAUGAAGAAGCAAGCUGACGAGGCAAAAAUGAGAUUUGCGCACAUUGACGGUGAUCACUUGACGUUGCUGAAUGUCUUUCAUGCUUUCAAACAGAGCAAUGAAGACCCACAAUGGUGUUACGAGAACUAUAUCAAUUAUCGCUCAUUAAAGUCAGCAGACAACGUGCGACAACAAUUGGCUCGUAUCAUGGACAGAUUUAAUUUGAAACGUACCAGCACAGAAUUCACAUCAAAAGAUUAUUAUAUAAACAUUCGUAAGGCACUUGUUGAAGGCUUUUUCAUGCAAGUUGCACAUUUAGAGCGAACUGGACAUUAUCUGACAAUUAAGGAUAAUCAGAUUGUACAAUUACAUCCGUCAACAUGCUUAGAUCACAAACCAGAUUGGGUAAUUUACAAUGAGUUUGUGUUGACGACAAAGAAUUACAUUCGAACUGUAACUGAUGUCAAGCCUGAAUGGCUGUUAAAGCUUGCACCGCAAUACUACGAUCUCAACAAUUUCCCAUCAUGUGAAGCAAAGAGACAAUUGGAGAACUUGCAAGCACGACUAGAAAGCCGUCAAUUUCAAUUCUAAGCAUUUAAUGACGUAUAAUUUUCCUUAAUAUUAUCUCUUUUAUUAAUUAUGGUCAACAUUUGUGCGAGAGAUUUGUUUCACAUUCUUAGCCAGUACACACAGAAAAAACAAGUAAACAGUAAAGUAAAUUCUAAUAUUGUCAAGGAAUUUCUGCCGACUUUAUUACAAUUAAUG